CAACGGUUCUAGAUUUUCAACGCUGAUAUCGUUUAAGAAAGGGCCGAGCCUGGUUCCGUCACUACACCGCCCCUCACUGCGCCAAGCAUCGAUACAGACGCCCAUACUGCCCUGCUCCACUCAUCCACUGCACGAACAGAACACCGAAAUGGCUGGGAUGAACGCAGCGGAGUCGUCGGUCGCCGUCGUGGCGGUGCCGUUCCCGGCGCAGGGCCACCUGAACCAGCUGCUGCACCUGUCGCUGCAGCUCGCGUCCCGCGGCGGGCUGGACGUGCACUACGCCGCGCCCACGCCGCACGUCCGCCAGGCCCGCGCGCGUGUGCACGGCUGGGGCGAGGACGCGCUCCUCUCCAUCCGGUUCCACGACCUCGGCAUCUCCUCCUACGUCUCGCCGCCUCCGGACCCCACCGCGGGCUCGCCGUUCCCCUCCCACCUCAUGCCGCUCUUCGAGGCCUUCACCGCGGACGCGCGCGCCCCGCUGGCCGCCGUGCUCCGCGAGCUCUCGGCCUCCCGCCGCCGCGUCGUCGUCGUGCACGACCUCAUGAACACCUUCGCGGCCGAGGAGGCCGCGGGGCUCCCCAACGGGGAGGCCGUCGGGCUGCACUGCACCGCCGUGUCGUCCAUCGUGGGGCGGAUCGACGCCGGGCACCGGCUCCUGCGCGACAACGGCCUGAACUACCACCCAUUCGACGCCUGCGUGCCGGGGGAGGUCAUGGAGUACAUCAUGAAACGCGCGCGCGUGGCGGAGUCGAUGGCGUCCUGCGUCGGCAUCGUCUGCAACACGUGCCGCGCGCUCGAGGGCGAGUUCAUCGACGCCGCCGCCGAGAGUCUGGCGGCCGGCGGCAAGAAGAUCUUCGCCGUCGGGCCGUUGAACCCUCUGCUCGACGCGCACGCGACAGCGGGGGAGAAGCAGGGGAAGGAGCAGCGGCAGCGGCACGAGUGCCUGGACUGGCUCGACAAGCAGCCUGCGGCGUCGGUGCUCUACGUGUCGUUCGGCUCCACGUCGUCGCUCCGCGAGGAGCAGGUCGCGGAGCUCGCGGCGGCGCUGCACGGCAGCAAGCAGCGGUUCAUCUGGGUGCUGCGUGACGCCGACCGCGGCAACAUUUACACGGACGACCGCGACGACCGGCACGCCAAGCUGCUGUCCGAGUUCACCAGGCGAACCGAAGGCACGGGUCUGGUGAUCACCGGGUGGGCGCCGCAGCUGGAGAUCCUGGCGCACGGCGCCACGGCGGCGUUCAUGAGCCACUGCGGCUGGAACUCCACCAUGGAGAGCAUGAGCCAUGGGAAGCCGAUCCUGGCGUGGCCCAUGCACUCUGACCAGCCGUGGGACGCGGAGCUGGUGUGCGGGUACCUCAAGGCCGGCCUGCUAGUGAGGCCGUGGGAGAAACACAACGAGGUGAUACCGGUGGCCGCCAUACAAGAGGUGAUUGAAACUAUGAUGGUCGCCGAGGAAGGGCUCGCGGUGAGGCAGCGCGCAAAGGCGCUCGGGGAGGCCGUCCGGUCUGAAGGCGGGUCGUCACGCAAGGAACUGGAGGAUUUCAUUGCAUACAUGACAAGGUGAUUCAAGAAGUCAGCUGCACUGAGAUUUCACAGCGGGGAGUUCCAGGUAGGGUCGCAUAGGAUUUUCUUGCUUGAAGAACGCUUGCAAAACAAAUGAAUCUUCUUAAAUCUGAACUUAAGACAGGCGUAUCUUAAUUAAACUUUUGGCUGGUUGGGUUGAGUUUGCGUUGUACUACAAGCUUGUUCAUGGAAUUGUAGGCAGUUGUCUUUUAA
This is a messenger RNA of Brachypodium distachyon (stiff brome), 1776 nucleotides long. RefSeq names its product putative cis-zeatin O-glucosyltransferase. Lineage: Eukaryota; Viridiplantae; Streptophyta; Magnoliopsida; Poales; Poaceae. The record is from RefSeq and is a predicted model, not a curated record. Gene Ontology annotation, molecular function: UDP-glycosyltransferase activity. Bases 149 to 1564 code for a protein of 471 amino acids. The transcript has a single exon.